This is a messenger RNA of Sinocyclocheilus grahami, 3092 nucleotides long. RefSeq names its product putative deoxyribonuclease TATDN2. The coding region runs from base 395 to 2515 and encodes 706 amino acids. NCBI's taxonomy places the organism in Eukaryota, Metazoa, Chordata, Actinopteri, Cypriniformes, Cyprinidae. The transcript has 7 exons. The record is from RefSeq and is a predicted model, not a curated record. Gene Ontology annotation, molecular function: hydrolase activity, acting on ester bonds.
ACGGGUUUAAUCAACACUAUUACUCACUUUCAGACUGUUUUCCGUUCUUGUGAUUAUGUGCUCUGACGCGUGGGGUCACAGGUUUAGGCCAGACAUGAGGUUUUGCUAAUUAUUAGCGUCUGUAAUUAACCAAUAGCUCUUUAAAUGAAAAUGCUAACGUGUUUUACAUCGAAUGCAGGAAAUGCUCAUCUGCCGACUACGGAGUUUUUAAACACGUAAAUAUUGAAUGAAUAUUAAUCCCUAUUUAACUUAAGUGAGCGUCAGAGUUCUUUGUAAGUCCAUCUCCACCGUGAGUUUUGCCUUGUUUUCAGUUUUCUCAAAGAACCUGCAAGUGAAUCCUUCUCGGAUAGAGUUUAGAAACGGCUGCACCUGUUUGUGUUUCUCAUUUUUGAUUAUGUAUUUUUAUGUAUACAUUUCCUUUCUUUCUCAAGGUCCUAGUACGAUGAACCACAAAAGGGAAAAGGUGAAGUUUACAUGGCUGAAUGUGGAAUCCCCAAGAAAGCUCAUGAAGAACAGUGUGGGUGUGGCACAGCCAACAUGCUGGGAUGGAAGUGGUCAGGAUGGAGGUAUGAGUGAGGUUAGCUCUCCUGGACUCAACACAUCUACUGGGUCAGCUGGACUGGGCGACAUGGAGAACAUGUGUCUCAGCACUCCAAGCAGUACACCCAAAACACGGUUAAAACUGACUGGACGCCACGGAGCACUGUCAAGAAAAAAGAGUCCUGGUGAGGACACUGUUUCAGGACAGCAAUCCUCUGUUGGACCUUCACCUCCUUCUGUUGGAAAGAAACGCAGGAGUCCUGAAGGGCAGAAAGUAAUUCUCCUUAAAGCACUGAAUGAUGCAAUGGGGGAUGCAAACAAAAAGUCAUCAAUUGGUGGGCCUAAAAGUCUAUCUGCAAAGAAAACCCCAGACAAGCUUAUAAAGGCAAUUGAGGAGGAAAGUACCUCUGAGCUUGACUGCUGCUCAUUCAGUGAGAAGAAUGAACUACUGAUCACGAAUACAGAUGAUGGGCCUCCCCCUCUGGAGUUCAUAGACGCAGAAGAUGAUGGGACCGAAAUAAAGCUGGACACCAUGAGUGUGAUCCUAAAGCGUCCAGAAUCGCCAGAUUGGUCAGAUGUUGAGGACUCCGAGCAGGUUGAAGUUUUCUCACAGGAUGAGUCUUUGGAACCGAAGCGGCGACAAACAACUGGGCUUAAAAGGGAUUGUAAGCUUGUGGACUUCAGUGACACUCCUCCACCUUUGAAAUGCAAGCCUUACUCUUCAUCACCAGCUUUAAAGCCUUCAAUAUUCCCACAAGCCCUGUGGAAACUGGAGCCACAAGGUUGUGACACUUCCCCAACAAUCCCAGCCAGGGAUAUGGAGCUCUUGUCAGAGCUUCCGCCUCAGAACACAGCCUCUGACCUCGAUCCACCUAAGAACUACUCACAUUGUAAGACAGUUAGGCGGUCUCUCAAAUUACAACGGUCUAUCAUCAGCACUUCUACACUGGUCGAUGCUUUCCCCGGGCUCAGAACCUUUGCCUCCGUUCCAUCUACAUCUGGUAACUGGGAUUACUCUCCUCUUACUACACGCAGGACUUCAGAAUCAAAUAUUUACGCAUCCUCACAGAUGCUCCUUGCUGCGGACGGUGCCACUCGCAGGAUGUCUGUUGGCUCGGAGCCUCUUUGGCUGUCAGAUUUGAACUACUCAAAAGCAGAUUCUGCAGGAUUUAUUGACACGCACUGUCACCUUGACAUGCUCUAUGGGAAGUUGGGUUUCCGGGGAAGUUUCCAAAAGUUUCGGAGCAAGUAUGCAAGUAGUUUCCCAAUGGAGUUUAGGGGCUGUAUCGCAGAUUUCUGCAACCCACGAAUCACUGAGAGAGAGGCCAUCUGGGAAGGGCUACUGGGAGAGGAGAAAGUGUGGGGAGCCUUUGGUUGCCACCCGCAUUUUGCCAAGGAGUAUAACCAUGCUUAUGAGCAAAGCAUCAUGGGUGCUAUGCGUCACCCUAAGACCAUUGCAUUCGGAGAGAUUGGUUUGGAUUACUCGUAUAAGAAUUCCACAGACUCAAGGAAGCAGAAAGAGGUGUUUGAACGGCAGUUGCAGUUGGCUGUCUCUCUCGGGAAGCCUCUUGUCAUACAUUGCCGUGACGCUGAUGACGAUGUUCUGAAAAUUAUGAAGAAAUGUGUCCCCCGAGAUUACAAAAUACACAGACACUGUUUUACCAACAGCUACUCUGUGAUUGAGCCAUUCCUAAGUGAAUUCUCUAACCUGUGUGUGGGUUUCACUGGACUUGUGACGUACCAUCACGCUGUGGAGGCUCGAGACGCCGUGAGGAAAAUAUCACUCGACAGAAUCUUACUGGAGACAGAUGCACCAUAUUUCGUACCCAGACAGGUGCCUAAGUCCACAUGCAGGUUUGCUCACCCUGGCAUGGGCAUACACACACUGCAUGAGAUUAGUCUGCUGAAGGGAGAGAGCCUAACCACAGUACUGCAAACAGUCCGGCAGAACACUAGACACAUAUACGGUCUGUGAUUAGAAACUCCAUGUUACUAUAGCAACUGAAGUCCUUGCAAUCUUAGUCCAGCUGCUAUCAGCUUAGUCUUGCAUCUUUGGCAUUUAUUUCCAAACUAAAUGGUCUUGAAUGUGAUUUCCUUGACCCUUUCCUCGUGUUUACAUAACAAUGUCUGCAAAAAAAAGUUAAAAUUUAUAUUUCAAUGUGCUAAGUGUAUGAGCAUUGAUACUUAAGUUUUGUAAGUGUUGUAGGUAAUUUCACAUCUGUUAAAAACAUUAGUAAUGAUUCAUUUUAAUAUAUCUUCAGUAUUGUUUUAAAAUGGUUCUUUGUUCUCAGGAUUCUUUUGUCAUGUGUCUGCAUACAUUCUUACAAGUUAUGUGUGCUUUUGAGACAUAAGUGACAUAAGAUGCCAGCUUGUGUCUUCCCUUGUAUUAGAAUAAGUCAUUUUUCCUUACACCAUGACAUGAAAGUUUAUGCUAAAAGACAGUGUGAAACAGAUUGUGAAAAACCACAACAAAUAGCUUUUACCAAGUUGUUGGUUUUAUAUAAAUGUAACUUUUGUCUAAAUGGGAAGAUUGAAUAAAUGAUCUUGUAUAU